This is a messenger RNA of Pseudocercospora fijiensis CIRAD86, 906 nucleotides long. RefSeq lists its product as uncharacterized. The transcript is spliced from 14 exons. NCBI's taxonomy places the organism in Eukaryota, Fungi, Ascomycota, Dothideomycetes, Mycosphaerellales, Mycosphaerellaceae. Bases 1 to 906 code for a protein of 301 amino acids. The record is from RefSeq and is a predicted model, not a curated record.
AUGCGACUGCAAAGGACGACUCCUCUACUACGGCUGAAUCCGAGACCCAAUCGGACAGCCUCGCAGUUCGAGGGGCGAUGCAGGUUUGUAUGGGGCCACACUGAAUUUAGCAUCAGAUCGGAGAUAACCACGGCCUUCGUUAAGGGGAUCGGGAGAGCAAGAAGUCUGAAGUCGCUGGUCUCGGCAAAAUACUUAAUCUCGCCAGCCAUGCCAUGCCAUGCCAUCAUGGAUGUCAUCGGUCAGUGCUCAACGGUUCAAGGGCGAGUCGGAUCAUACGGGACGCACAUGCAAGUGUAUGAAAGCCUGCCUUGGCCCUUUCAAGUCGACUGGCCAAAUUUCGCCACUACUUUGACCACUAGAAGUACAGACACGUUACCAGGGGCCGGCCUCCGAAGGGAAAGCGGAAUGAGUUCCAGAACGAAGCAGCGUCUUCACAUCAAGACAUCGAAUCUACAAGGUGUUCCCAUCCAGCUAGACUCUCGUGCCCUGGAAGAUGUAAUCUCGAGAGUCGAGAGUGUUGAGUGGAGGAUGAAGAGGCUGCAUACCGGCGACAGCGGCAGCUCUGCCGGGUUGAAGCAGACUGAGAUGAUGCAGAUCCAGCUCUACCAAAUGCGAUCGGCUCACGGGGCACAGGCUGGCGCCGAUCUGCUCUCUGCACUGCGGGAGGGUAUGGGUAGAACUAUGGGUAUGGGUAUGGGUAUGGCCGUGCACAGAAGGCUGCGUGACAGGCCCACGGAGGACUCCGCCAUGCGCCAUGCGGGAGCGCGCGAUCAAAUCAACUGCACACAGCGUGAGCGUGAGCAGCGUAGUUCUAUGGAGAUGCAGAUGCAGGUGCAGGAGCAUGGGCCAGGCGAUCUCCACUCAGCGCUCCACUCCACUGCUCCUCAAGCCUCGAGGUCUCGAUAG